Setaria italica (foxtail millet) is the source of this 981-nucleotide messenger RNA. RefSeq names its product peptidyl serine alpha-galactosyltransferase. The record is from RefSeq and is a predicted model, not a curated record. The transcript is spliced from 6 exons. Lineage: Eukaryota; Viridiplantae; Streptophyta; Magnoliopsida; Poales; Poaceae. Bases 203 to 667 code for a protein of 154 amino acids.
GAAUUCUCAACAUUUUAGAUUUCAUUAAUAGUUCAAAACUUUGCACCCGGAAUAUAAAGCUGAAAUAACUCCAGCUCAUAAAUCACACUGAAAAAGAAGGUAGCCCCCGCCGCCCCCGCCUUCCUGCCCGGCUCCGGCGGCGAGGAGCCGCCACCCUCCACCACCGCCCAAAGCUAAUCUCCUCCAAUGUUUCUACUCCCCCAUGUCUUCUUUGUCAAGUUCUUCCGAGCUCCCCCGCCGCCGUCAGCCCCCCGCACGGCUCCGGCGGCGCAACGCCGCCGACGCGAACCAAUUGAAGAUCGACACCCCCGCAACCUCCACUGCCCAACCGGGGGUCCCCCUCCGCCCGGCUCCGGCGGCGCCUCGCCUCCUCCGCUCCCCGCCGUCUCGACCGCCACCACCGUCGGCCGGCGAGCCCCCCGAGCCUCCUUCUAGGCCCGGAGAGCACAGGAAAAGUGCUGCUGAACCGUGGCAUGGAAAAGAGAGGACCAAAGUUGAGGGAAGGAACAAAAAUAAGCUCCAGCUGGAAAAAGGUAAUGUGAUUUCUGAUCCUACAGUUUUCCCAUACAGGAGAUUGCAUUUGGAACUUUACCGGCGAAGUUACUGUUCAGAGGACUAUCAUGUGGCUAUAUCCAGAGGAUCUACUUGUAUUAAGACUUCACAUUAGCUAAGGAGAGGUAGGCAGUUUGGCAUAAACUUCUAAGCAUUUUAAUUGGUCAUAAAAGAAGCUCAUUUGUUACGCAGGUAGUAACCCUUCUGUGAGAUGCCUGUGCAAUCCCAUGAAUCAUGACAUUCAGUUUUGCCCGUGAUGUUGUAUUUUUUGGUUCAGGGCAGGAGGGUGUGGCAAAUUUGUUUGUGUAAAAUAGGCUAUUAUGAACCUUAAUUUUGGCAGACUAGGUUCUUGUAUUUGCACAUAAGAUCUGGGAUCUUGUACUGUGCAUUUUUUGGUCCUGGGCAAUUUUUUCUGUGUUGUGUGCUUGC